CAACUUGCUAAUGAAUUUAAGCCCAUUAGGGCUUUAGAUCGCAAUUGACGUACGUAUAAAUCUACAUUUGUUCAGAACAGCGCCUCAGGGUUUGGAGCUUGCUCGUCGGUCUGCACGAUUCCAUCUGCUAAAAUGCCGAAGCAGAUUCAUGAGAUAAAGGAUUUCCUUCUGACAGCUAGAAGGAAGGAUGCACGUUCUGUGAAGAUCAAGAGAAGCAAAGAGGUGGUUAAGUUCAAGGUUAGGUGCUCAAAGUACUUGUACACCCUCUGUGUGUUUGAUCCGGAGAAAGCUGACAAAUUGAAGCAGUCCCUUCCUCCUGGUUUAAGUGUGCAAGACCUGUGAGUACGCCACCCAGAAAGAAUUUUGGUUGUUUUUUUCUUGCAACAUGUGUUUCCAGAAAAUUGGUUGAAAGAUUUCUCUAAAUGAAAUUUUGGACAUGUUUUGUAGUAAAUCAGAUUCUACAAUUUUGGUUUAUUA
Salvia miltiorrhiza (redroot sage) is the source of this 477-nucleotide messenger RNA. Its product is annotated as 60S ribosomal protein L38-like. Gene Ontology annotation, molecular function: structural constituent of ribosome. Gene Ontology annotation, biological process: translation; protein-RNA complex assembly. Gene Ontology annotation, cellular component: ribosome; cytosolic large ribosomal subunit. The coding region runs from base 133 to 342 and encodes 69 amino acids. The transcript is spliced from 3 exons. The record is from RefSeq and is a predicted model, not a curated record. NCBI's taxonomy places the organism in Eukaryota, Viridiplantae, Streptophyta, Magnoliopsida, Lamiales, Lamiaceae.